Aspergillus puulaauensis is the source of this 2046-nucleotide messenger RNA. RefSeq names its product biotin--[acetyl-CoA-carboxylase] ligase BPL1 (gene BPL1). The record is from RefSeq and is a predicted model, not a curated record. The transcript is spliced from 5 exons. Gene Ontology annotation, cellular component: cytoplasm. Gene Ontology annotation, biological process: protein modification process. Gene Ontology annotation, molecular function: biotin--[biotin carboxyl-carrier protein] ligase activity. Bases 1 to 2046 code for a protein of 681 amino acids. NCBI's taxonomy places the organism in Eukaryota, Fungi, Ascomycota, Eurotiomycetes, Eurotiales, Aspergillaceae.
AUGGCGACGACAAAUACCAACACCGCGGGGAAGAAGAUCAAUGUGCUAGUCUAUUCUGGCGAUGGCACCACCGUCGAAUCCGUCCGCCACUGCCUCUACACCCUCCGCCGCCUCCUCGCCGCCCACUAUGCCGUGAUCCCCGUUACAGCGGAGAUGCUCAUCAAAGAGCCCUGGACGCUUACAUGUGCCUUGCUCGUAAUACCAGGCGGUGCGGAUCUAGGCUAUUGCCGCGCCCUCAAUGGCGCGGGCAAUCGCCGGAUUGAACAGUUCGUUCGCCGCGGAGGAGCCUACAUCGGUUUCUGCGCCGGAGGAUACUACGGGACCAAGCAUUGCGAAUUCGAGGUGGGCGAUAAGACCUUGCAGGUCAUCGGUGACCGCGAGCUCGCAUUCUACCCCGGGACCUGUCGCGGCGGGGCAUUCCGUGGCUUUGUCUACCAUAGCGAGGCCGGUGCGCGGGCUGCGCAACUGACGGUCUCGAAAGAGUCGCUGGACUCUGGCGCUGUUCCGACGAACUUCCGAUCUUACUACAAUGGUGGCGGGGUGUUUGUUGAUGCACCCUCAUACGCGGACAAGGGCAUCGAAGUCCUCGCAAGCUACGCCGAACGUCUCAACGUCAAUCCUGGCUCUGGGGCUGCAGCGGUGGUGUAUUGCCCUGUGGGCAACGGUGCAGCUAUUCUAACUGGGCCGCAUCCCGAGUUCGCGGCCGUCAAUCUCGAUCCUAAGAACGGAGGCCCCGAGUACGCAGAAGCCAUUGAAGCUAUAGCCGCGGACGAUAAAGCCCGAACCGACUUUCUGAAAGCAUGUCUGUUGAAAUUGGGAUUGCAGGUUGCGCAAGAUACAACGCAUGUGCCCUCCCUAUCGUCUUUGCAUUUCUCAUCGUCUUCUGGUGAUGCAGAACGGGUGCUAAAAUCGCUUGAACAACUAGUCGGCGACGGGGAAUACCUGAAAGACGAGUACGACACCUUUAAGAUUGAAAAGUCCGGUGUAUACAGUAUGGGAUCCCUCGCGGAGUCUCUCCCCGCAGAAACCAAAGAGUCCGCAUCUGAGACCACUGAAAGUGAAGGAAUCGUGGAUUAUCAAUCAAUUAUAAAACGUUUGGUUGUUCAUGAUGAUGUCCCGUCAUCAAAAAUGACGCCCUAUUUCAACCAUCAUGCAUUCUACACCCAUCUUCGAGAUUACCAGGCGAAAUCAAAGGAAGGCGCUUCGCUCUUUGGCUCAAACCUCUUGUACGGCGAGGUCUUGACCAGUACCAACACAGUUCUCGAAAAAAAUGGUAAGCUCCUGCGCAAUCUUCCCGCCGGUACGACUGCAACCGCUACUACCCAAGUAGCCGGGCGAGGUCGAGGCUCCAACGUUUGGGUGUCUCCGGCCGGGUCUCUCAUGUUCUCCACCGUUGUACGCCACCCAAUGGAGAAGAUGCAGUCCGCUCCAGUCGUGCUCAUCCAAUACCUCGCGGCGCUGGCAGUGGUACAGGGUGUGCAGAGCUACGACGAGGGUUACAAAUCCAUACCCAUCAAGGUGAAAUGGCCGAAUGACGUCUAUGCCCUGGACCCCGAACAACCUGAACACAAGAAGCAGUAUACCAAGAUCUGUGGCAUCCUAGUAAACUCGCAAUAUUCAUCGAACGAAUACACGUCCGUCGUCGGUAUUGGCAUCAACACCACAAACGCCCUUCCCACAACAUCUAUAGCGGCGCUGGCUGCCCGCUUUGUAGGCCGCAAGGCCGCCCCAGUUACUCUAGAGAAACUCCUAGCUCGUAUCCUCACCGUCUUCGAAGACCUGCAUAUCCGAUUCUUACGGACAGGUUUUGACCGCAGCUUCGAGGAGAUGUACUACGAUGCAUGGCUCCAUACGAAUCAGAUCGUUGCGCUCGAGGCAGAGGGAGGGGUGCGUGCAAAGAUUAAGGGUGUGACUCGUGACUAUGGGCUGCUACUUGCUGAGGAACUUAGCUGGGAUGAUCGACCUACAGGGCGGGUGUGGCAGUUGCAAAGCGAUAGCAACAGCUUUGAUUUCAUGCGGGGGCUUGUGAAGAGGAAGGUUAACUAA